Messenger RNA from Hibiscus syriacus, 866 nucleotides. Its product is annotated as xanthotoxin 5-hydroxylase CYP82C4-like. Gene Ontology annotation, molecular function: iron ion binding; oxidoreductase activity, acting on paired donors, with incorporation or reduction of molecular oxygen; heme binding. The coding region runs from base 124 to 690 and encodes 188 amino acids. The transcript is spliced from 2 exons. NCBI's taxonomy places the organism in Eukaryota, Viridiplantae, Streptophyta, Magnoliopsida, Malvales, Malvaceae. Gene Ontology annotation, biological process: defense response to other organism. The record is from RefSeq and is a predicted model, not a curated record.
CGGGAAACAUAGGAAAAAUAAAGCAGACAGCAAAGGAGUUGGAUUUUUUUUGGGAGUUGGAUUUUUUUUGGGAGCUGGCUAAACGAGCAUCGCGAAUGGAGGUGCAGCGAGGACCAAGAUUUCAUGUUGUUUGUCAUAGAUGAAAGCAACGUUCUGGCUGAUGUUACCAUCAAAGCAACUUGCCUGAGUCUUGCCUUGGGUGGUAUCAAUACCAAUGUCGUUACGCUUACAUGGGCAGUCUCCCUGUUAUUGAAUAACCGCCACAUGCUAAAGAAGGCCCGAAAUGAACUCGACAUCCAUGUCGGGAAAGAACGACAUGUGGAAGAGCCCGACAAAAGCAACUUGGUAUACCUGCAAGCCAUUAUCAAGGAAACAAUGCGAUUAUACCCGGCAGUGCCUCUAUCGGUACCGAGAGAAGCUAUGGAAGACUGCACAAUAGCUGGUUUCCUUGUUCCGGCAGGCACUCGACUUUUGAUUAACCUCUGGAAGUUGCAGCGUGAUCCCAGCAUUUGGCACAAGCCAUUAGAUUUCAUGCCGGAGAGAUUCCUCAGUGGCCAUGAUAACAUAGAUGUGACGUGUCAAAAUUUUGAGCUUAUAACAUUUGGUUGUGGUAGAAGGAUUUGUCCUGGUAUCACCUUUGCGCUUCGGUUCCAGCACUUAGCUCUGGCUCGACUGAUUCAUGGAUUUUAAUGGGGGACGGUAUCGGAUGAAUCAGUCGAUAUGAGUGAAAGCAUUGGAAUAACAGUUCCUAAAGCUACACCAUUAGAGGUUACUGUUACCCCAGAGUUACCUUCCAUGCUCUAUAGGUAAUUGGUAAAGAUGCAUAAGCUUGGUUUGCAGUUAAUUUUUGUUGAAUGCACAUGUGU